UACAACCCAAUGAAAUUAGGCGAAACAUAUCAUGCGCUAAGUGUAAUCACAUGAUUGAACGUCAUCGCCAUCUUGCAAAGAACAGAGACGAAAUAGCCGGAAAAACGGGAAUUAUUUAAGUUUACAUCUGAACGAAAACAUUCAACACCAUGUCAUCAGAACCAAUUUACACCCCUUUCUUCGGAGCCAUGGGAGCAACUGCUGCAAUUUCCUUUAGUGCACUAGGAGCUGCCUAUGGAACAGCAAAAUCUGGUACUGGAAUUGCUGCCAUGUCAGUGAUGAGACCUGAGUUGAUUAUGAAGUCUGUCAUUCCAGUUGUCAUGGCUGGUAUCUUGGCUAUUUAUGGACUGGUCGUAGCUGCUUUGAUUGCUAACAGUAUUGACAAAAGUUACACAUUAUUCAAGAGUUUCUGUCAUCUUGGUGCUGGUUUAAGUGUAGGUUUGAGUGGUCUAGCUGCAGGAUUUGCUAUUGGUAUUGUUGGUGAUGCUGGAGUCAGAGGAACGGCGCAACAACCAAGAUUAUUUGUAGGAAUGAUUUUAAUCCUUAUUUUUGCUGAAGUACUGGGUCUUUAUGGACUAAUUGUAGCUCUAAUUCUGGCCACACGACAAGGAUAGUUAUUUAUUUUCUCUCUAAUGUUAACUUCUAAAUGUUUCACACAAAAAUCUAAGGAGAAAUCACAUUGACAACCUCAGAUUUUUGUGUUAUUAAUAGGUCGUUUUUGUUUGUAUGUAAAGAAUAAGUGGAAUAAGUUGCAACGAGGUGUGAGUUGUAUGAAUGGAAAUGUACAUCGCCAAAGAUAACAUAUGCUGGUCAUCAGGGUUAAAUUAGAGACAGUUUGACAAACACAUACAUUUACACUAGUUGCCAUUUGUUUUGCCUGCUUAUAAUGGAUUGGUUGUAAGAAUCCUACUUAGCUCAAAUACACACAAAACAGUACUAGAUGGAUUUCACAGCAAUUUCUGCCGUUUUAAUGACCCAAUGCAAACAAAUUAAUUCAAUGUUAGAUUUAAGACAAAAAAUUACUAUGUGAACACAUUUUUUGAUUAAAAUAUUUCAUUCCAAGAUUCAUCAAUAAAAUAAAAUGUAUAAAUUGAACCUCAUUGACUUAUUAUAUCAUUUAAUGCAAGAACAUUUGAAAUCCAUUCACUGAAACAAUCUUUGUUGAUGUGAAAUACAUCUAUAUAGAGUAUUGACUGGAUAAAGUCCAGGUUGUUUUGCUUUUCAUGACACAAUUUGUCCCUGAGCCUGAGGUCAUCAGAAAUUUUUGAAUUAAAAAAUGUCUCGAAUAUUUUUCAAUAAAGUCUUAUGACAUUCCAAGCAAUGCAUUAUUUUAAUUAAUUAGGAUUUUUUUGUGCAUAUGUUAUUGUACAUGACUGUUAGAACAAGUUCAUUUUAGAUGUAAAUAUAUCAUGUUUUGUUCUCAUUUAUGACAUUUUGUUAAUUUCUGCAAUUACAGGUAAAAAUGUGAUACUGAUUUUUUGUGUUAAACAGGGAAAAAAUUAGUAAUUCUUCAUUUUACUCAAAAAAUGAAAUGUUGCUAAUUAUUUCCCUUGUCUCAUCUAUUAAAGGAAUGAUCUGUUAGGAAGUCCUGUUAAAUGGUUAUAUGCCAAAAGGGACAACAAUAAGGAGUCUAAAAUGAUAUGUCAAUUAAAUAAAAUCAUUUGCUAGUUAUAGAGGUAUUGAAUAUUACCAAUGUAUUCAGGUAAAUGAACAAAUCAAGAUUAAAACAUACAACUAGUAACUAUUAUUUGAUUAUUUUUAUUUUGUAUUAUCUCUUGUCUCUUGGAUAUUUAUUCAUAUAAUUUAUUUAAAAUUGUUUUUACAGAAAUUAUGAUUUAUUAACUGUGAUUAAAGGAAAUUAUAUGUAGUGUGUGCCAGUAAAGUAUUUAUUGAUCUGGGGGGUAAACAGUUCGUCAAGGAUUAAAUUUGUUCCUCUAAAUUUUAUGUUGAAAUGUAUUUUAAAGUGGAAAAAUUGUCAAAACAAUUGUAAAAGAUCCAUGUUGAACUACAAAAUAUCAAAAAAGCUGAAUGGAUUAGAAAACAAACAAAGCAGUUAAUUUCAUUGGAGUUUAAUGAACUUUCAUUCAAGAAAAACAUACUCAAAAAAUAAAAUUUUGGAAAACCAAGGGGAAAUAAUCCACUUUAUAAAUCUUCAAUUUUCUUGUCGUUUAGUACAUAAUAAUCAGAUGAAUGUAUUGUCAGGAUAGAUAGAGAUAUUAUGUAAUUACCUGUUAUACCUGUUUAAUAAAAACCUGUUUCUACAGGUAUAAACAAUGUACAAUAAAAUAAAUCGAAAUAACCA
Mytilus trossulus (common blue mussel) is the source of this 2302-nucleotide messenger RNA. Its product is annotated as V-type proton ATPase 16 kDa proteolipid subunit c-like. The record is from RefSeq and is a predicted model, not a curated record. Gene Ontology annotation, biological process: proton transmembrane transport. The transcript has 3 exons. Gene Ontology annotation, molecular function: proton-transporting ATPase activity, rotational mechanism. NCBI's taxonomy places the organism in Eukaryota, Metazoa, Mollusca, Bivalvia, Mytilida, Mytilidae. The coding region runs from base 150 to 614 and encodes 154 amino acids. Gene Ontology annotation, cellular component: membrane; proton-transporting V-type ATPase, V0 domain.